AUGGAGGUGUGCGAGAGCCUCUGUUUCCUCUGCCCCGACCUGCGGACCAGGUCUCGGCACCCUGUUAAGCGCUACAAGAAGUUGCUCGCCGAGAUCUUCCCCAAGUCCCAGGAUGAGCCGCCUAAUGAUCGAAAGAUAGGCAAAUUGUGCGAAUACGUUUCGAAGAAUCCACUCCGUGUUCCCAAGAUCACGGUUUAUUUGGAGCAAAAGUUCUUCAAAGAAUUGAGAGCUGAGCGUUAUGGCUCAGUGAAAGUUGUAAUGGCGAUUUACCGAAAGGUGAUAUGUUCUUGUCAGGAGCAACUGCCCCUUUUUGCCAAUAGCUUACUAACCAUCGUAGAGACCACACUGGAGCAAAAUAGACAUGAUGACUUACGGAUACUAGCCUGUCAAACACUUUUUGACUUUGUAAACUACCAGAUUGACAGCAGCUACAUGUUCAAUCUAGAGAGCCAAAUUCCCAAACUAUGUCAACUGGCCCAAGAGUUGGGUGAGAAGGAGAAGAUAUCCAUUCUUCAUGCAGCUGGGCUCCAAGCCCUUUCAUCCAUGGUUUGGUUUAUGGGUGAACACUCCCAUAUCUCUGCCGAACUGGACAAUGUUGUCUCUGCAGUUCUGGAAAACUAUGAGAGCCCAUAUGCAAAUUCUGAGAAUAAUGAUGACACUGUCGAGGAAAAAAGAAGUCGCUGGGUGAAUGAAGUACUCAAAGCUGAUGGUCAUGACCCUCCCGGUGUUACCAUUUUGGCGAGGGUUUCUUCAUGGAAAGAUAUUAGAGCUGCACACGGUGCAUUGAAUUUGACAAUAGAAGAAACAGGAAGUCAGAAUUUCUGGUCAGGGAUUUGUCUUCACAACCUUGCUAGAAUAUCCAGGGAAGCGACAACUAUCCGUCGAGUUCUGGAGACAAUAUUUCGUUAUUUUGAUAAUAACAACGUGUGGUCACCUUCCAAGGGACUUGCACUGUGUGUCCUUCUGGAUAUGCAGAUUGUGAUGGAGAAAUCUGGACAGAAUGCGCAUAUAUUGUUGUCCAUGUUAGUCAAGCAUCUUGAGCACAAGAAUGUAUCGAAACUUCCAGAUAUGAUUGUAGACAUCAUUGAAGUUACAUCACGCCUUGCUGAGCAUUCCAAAGCACAAUCUUCUACUGCAAUAAUGUCUGCGAUAAGUGAUAUGGUGAGGCAUUUGGGUAAAAGUAUGCAAUCCCUGGACAGUGAUGCUGGUGCUGGAGAUGAUAACAAAUGGAAUAACAGAUAUCGGAAAGCUGUAGAUGAAUGUCUUGUUCAAUUGUCUAAGAAGGUUGGUGAUGCUGGACCUAUCCUUGACACAUUAGCUGUAGUACUGGAAAAUAUUUCAAGUACCACACCUGUUGCACGGUCAACCAUUUCUGCAGCAUAUCGUACCGCCCAGAUAAUUGCUUCAUUGCCAAACUUGGCAUAUAAGAGCAAAGCAUUUCCCGAAGCAUUGUUUCAUCAACUGAAUAUGGCGAUGGUCUAUCCAGAUUGCGAGACCCAUUUAGGGGCGCAUCGGAUUUUCUCUGUUGUUCUUGUUCCCUCUUCUGUCUCUCCAUGCUCAUUCUCAGGAACUCCACAGACGAGCAAAAAUAAUCUUCACAGGACAUUAUCCAGGCAAUCAUCAGUUUUCGCAUCUUCUGCGGCUAUAUUUGGGAAGCUAAAAAGAGAUGUGUUUUCGUUUCGCGAAAGUCCACGCCGGGAUAGCACAAAUCUAAUGCCCAUCAGUGAGGACUCGGAUCAGGGCACUGAGAAUGAGCCAAAAAUGUUUAAGUCUCAGACUCUCCAAAGGAUGACUAGUACAAAAGAUACCUCUUCACCGUUUGCAACAGAAUUAAGUAACUCCGAUGGACCUACUCAGGAAACAGAACCAGUCAUUCUCAUGCUGAGUGCACGUCAGGCAAAUCUUCUGCUUUCCUCGCUAUGGACUCAGGCAUUGUCACCUGAAAAUGCUCCUCGAAACUAUGAAGCAAUUUCACAUACUUACAGCUUGAUGCUACUAUUUUCUGAAGCCAAGAACUCACGUCUAGAAGUUAUGGUUGGCAGCUUUCAGCUCGCUUUUUCAUUAAGAAGUAUUUCGUUACACGCAGGUUUUCUGCCACCAUCACGCAGGCGCUCUCUUUUUACUUUGGCAACAUCUAUGAUUGUGUUCUUUUCAAAAGCUUUUAAUGUUCCUACACUCAUUCCAGUUGUUAAAGAUUUGUUGACUGAAAGUACGGCCGAUCCAUUUCUUCAUUUAGUUGAAGACCUCAGAUUGCAAUCUGUUGACAGUGCAGCCUAUGGUUCGAAAGAAGAUGACGAGCUUGCUCUGAAAUCUCUCUCUCAUAUCAACAUGAAUGAUCAGUCAAAACAAAUAGCAGUUUCCAUUAUACUUGAUAGCUUGGAGCUGUCUGAGUCAGAAUUGAAUACUGCAAGAAACCAGUUGUUUGAGGAUUUCGCUGCAGAUGAUGUUUGUCCUAUUGGUUCUCAUUUCAUUGCAUCUCCUUCAAAAUCCCAUGCAUACAAUGCGAAGAUGCACCAAAAAUCCUUGGAGGUUAUUCCAAUGGGGUUUGUUUUCGAGGAUGAUACCUUUGUUGAACCUGACAGUUUAGCAGAACCUCAGUCCCGAAAUCCAUCGGAUAAUAGUCUUCUUGACGUGAAUCAGCUUCUCGAAUCAGUUGUGGAAACAUCCCGGAAUGUUGGAAGAUUGUCGGUAUCAACAAAUCAUGACUUGACUUUUAAGGAUGUAGCCAACCAAUGUGAAGCUCUCUUAAUCGGAAAGCAGAAAAAGUUAUCUGUCUGCAUGAGUGCCCACCAACAAGAGGUUGGUGAACUAUCUACCGGGAAGCUUGAGUCAUCUGAGCCAGAUUCUCCAACAAAUGGGCUAAUUCUGGUCACAAACGAUGACCAGUGUUACUCCAAUUUCUGCAAGCUACCGGUCUUGAAUCCUUAUGACAAGUUCCUCACAUCCGCUGGCUGCUAAGAAAACGCUGACACGCCAUCCAUGAUGCACAAAUAGAGGGUACGGGAUACCUCGGAAAGUUACCAGUUUUCAGCAUACUGUGGUUCUAGCUCCAUGCAUCAAGCAUGACCCAUCCAAACCGAGUAA
This is a messenger RNA of Lolium rigidum, 3084 nucleotides long. RefSeq names its product protein SEMI-ROLLED LEAF 2-like. The record is from RefSeq and is a predicted model, not a curated record. NCBI's taxonomy places the organism in Eukaryota, Viridiplantae, Streptophyta, Magnoliopsida, Poales, Poaceae. Bases 1 to 2958 code for a protein of 985 amino acids. The transcript has 19 exons.